AUGGCUUACAAGGUGGAUCAUGAGUAUGAUUACUUAUUUAAAAUUGUGCUGAUCGGAGAUUCUGGUGUUGGAAAAUCAAAUAUACUUUCCAGGUUUACGCGAAAUGAGUUCUGUUUGGAAUCUAAAUCCACGAUUGGUGUUGAAUUUGCCACGAGGACUCUUCAGGUGGAGGGCAAGACGGUGAAGGCCCAAAUAUGGGACACGGCUGGGCAAGAGAGGUACAGAGCCAUCACCAGCGCAUAUUAUAGAGGAGCUGUUGGGGCGCUGUUGGUCUAUGAUAUCACCAAGAGGCAAACGUUUGAGAAUGUGAAUCGUUGGCUUCGUGAGUUAAGGGACCAUGCUGACUCCAACAUUGUCAUUAUGUUGGCCGGGAACAAGUCUGAUCUGAACUACCUCAGAGCCGUUCCGGAACAAGAUGCAAGACUUUUGGCCGAAAAAGAGGGACUGUCAUUUUUAGAGACUUCAGCAUUAGAAGCACUUAAUGUGGAGAAAGCAUUCCAAACAAUUCUGCUGGACAUAUACCAGAUAAUCAGCAGGAAAGCACUGGCCGCGCAAGAGGCUACUGCAAACCUUCCCGGUCGAAGCACCACCAUUAAGGUUGGUGAAUACUCUGGUAAUACGAGCAGGAAGGCCUGCUGUUCCAAUUGAGGUUUCAGCUUGUAAACCUCUGCAUCGAAAUCGGUUUUUGAAACGGAAAAGCAAUUGACAAUGUAGACGACCAUGAUGGAGUAUUUGAUAAACAAUACAUUCUUCCAGUCCAAUUUAGGAAAGAAGAUAGGGAUAUCAUUAGUUUUUAAGCAAAACGAGGACCAAGAAAAGGGUGCUUCUUCUUGAUCGUUUCGAACCAUUCUUCAUCUUUUGUUUGC
Messenger RNA from Coffea arabica (coffee), 866 nucleotides. RefSeq names its product ras-related protein Rab2BV. Gene Ontology annotation, molecular function: GTPase activity; GTP binding. NCBI's taxonomy places the organism in Eukaryota, Viridiplantae, Streptophyta, Magnoliopsida, Gentianales, Rubiaceae. The record is from RefSeq and is a predicted model, not a curated record.